Rotaria sp. Silwood2 is the source of this 360-nucleotide messenger RNA. The record is from the annotation of a GenBank genome assembly. Lineage: Eukaryota; Metazoa; Rotifera; Eurotatoria; Philodinida; Philodinidae.
AUGUCUUCGUAUGUUAUGAAAACAAUAUUUGGACAUGAAUUUGAUAAAGUUAUAAAAGAGUUAACUGUCGGUGAAAGUGUCGAUGAAGAAAAGGAAGAUUUCGGCAUUUCUGGUAAAGAUCUGCUUGCUGAACAAAAGAGACAAGCAGCUAUGGAAAAAGAACGAAAAGCAAGACAAGCUAAGAUGAAAAAAGAACGUGAAGAAGCAAGACAGAAAAUUCGUGAUAAAUAUAAUAUCAAGAACACAGAUGACCUCUCGACUCCAGUCCACGGUAAAACAAUAACAACAUUGAAUGAAAACAAAGCAAGAGAAAUGCAUCAAACGUCAAAUGUAGAAAAUCAAGGUAGAUGGUUCGGGUGA